CAAUUUUGAAAGCAACGAAAAAAAGAGACGCGUACAUAUUGUAAAAGAAUUUUAGUAGGAAAUCAUGGAAACAACUGCAGCAGCUGAAAUUGAUGGCGUUCUGCAGCACCAGGAGUCGGCUUCGCAUACGCCUGUGGCCAAAAAAACGCGACGCGCCCUUCUACAAAAGCAAAACGACAGCAUAUCAAAUAGGGAAACUGUACUCGAGGAUGAUGUGCUUAUGGCACUACCGAAAACCCCCAAUGCGUCCGUUCGCAUAGUCAGCGAUACCCCGCGUCGCAGUGCCCGCAAGAGCGUGCGUCCUACCUUGGACUACACGGAAAUUAUUGAAAAGAAUCUGUUGGCCUCUGCUAGCAAGGAGAAACGGGACACAACCAUUGUUGAUAAAGAGGAUGAAGACGAAGAGAAUACGCUAAAAUGGUCUAUAGCCCUGGUGGGUCGGACUUCAACAAAGCGCAAUCGCAAAGUCAAAAAGCCAAAGCAGCAAAAGCGAAACGAAGAGCCAACAGAGAUGAAAGAAGAGGUGAAAGAGUUGGAGAAGCAGGAGGAAAGUAAACUGGAAGAAGAGAAGAAACAACAGGAAGAAGAUUCAAAUGAGUUGGAAAUCGCAGAAGCAAUCACAGUGGCGUCACCGCUCAAUGGCAAUGAUCAAAAUACAACACAGGAAUUUACAGAGGAAAUAAACGAGAAAUCUUUUGAGGCAACUCCAGUUGAGAUUAAGCUGACAUUGUGCCCAGAAAUAAUAGAAGAUGGUGUUAGACCAGAUAUAGUUAAAGAGGAUGAAAUGGAUGAGCUGGGCUUGUGCCCACUUGACGCUGAUGAUCAAAAUGAAGACGAAAUGCCAUCCCUCAUUUUGAUGGACGAUGACGAGCCAGGGAACGAAUUGAACGUUACCUUCGAUGCCAGUGACAAUUCAAAUUCUGAUGAAGUAAUGCCCGCUUUAUGCGUUAUGGAAGAACAGCAAAUUGGUGAAGAUCCCAUGCAGUCGGACUAUGACAGGAAGUGUGAAUCUACUAAGCCCAAGGCCUAUCGGUUUCCCACACCCUUCAAACGCAAAAUCAACACGGAAUUCAGAGACAGCGCCAGUUCAUCUACUAACUUCUUGCAAGAGCCAUUUUCUUCACGGCUGAGUCGUUCGAUAUCAAUACCACGCUCGAACGAGACCAAGGGCAAGGGUGUCACCUUCUACAGUCCCGUAGAAAUGGCCAAUGUCAAUGAUAUUGAUAAACGCUGGGAGAAUCUGAACAAUAGUAAUAUCACAAAGCGUCGCAAGCGUUCCAAAUCACUGGAGGUAAAUCCCCUACCGAGCCGAAUUCCCAAGAUAAAUCAAUAUCACCCUCCCAACAAAUCCACAAUUACGCCCAACAAAUCGAAGCUGCGCUCUAAAUUGCCAAAUUUUGCGGCAAUUCAUCAAAAGCAAUUCGAGAAGAUGGAGAAUCUGGUGGAGCACUUGGAGCGCAAGGCCGUGCGUGCCAAAGUCUUAACAAGCUCUGCGGUUAAACUACAACAGCAAGAAAAAAAUGUUUCGUCAGCCAAGAAGCAGAUACCAGUUGCGGAGAGAGUGCGUUCGCGUGCGGUAAAGAAAAUCGAAGUGCCCACCUAUACGCUGACCCCAAUGAAGCCGGAGGAGCUGGAGCGGAUGAAACUGCUGCCGACGCCACGCAAGAUUGUGGGUGUGGCACAGCCGAAAGCAAAUGUGCCGGCUCGACCUGCUUUGUCAAGCAACAAGAAGCCGGCAUUCAAUUUGUCCACCUCAGUGACGUCCAAGCUGUUUAUUCCAGCUGCAAGUGGAGCGCGCAGUCAAAACAGAGCCAGGGAGAUGCCUAGCAACAGGGAUGAGCCCAUGCAAAAGAAAUUGGAGGCACGUCGCAAGCGACACAUGGAAAUGUUUAAGGGUCGAAACGGACUAGAAAAGAGAAGCGAAAUUGUUCGCGGAGUUCGUUCAAAUCGGCGUUUUGAGCUGCAAAUGCAACAUCGUCGGCAGCUGGAUGAGAACACUCGCUGAUUACGUGUUCCGAUUA
Messenger RNA from Drosophila hydei, 2021 nucleotides. It is a transcript of the gene Mink, whose product is annotated as FK506-binding protein 5. The transcript has 4 exons. The record is from RefSeq and is a predicted model, not a curated record. Bases 65 to 2005 code for a protein of 646 amino acids. Lineage: Eukaryota; Metazoa; Arthropoda; Insecta; Diptera; Drosophilidae.